AUGCUGAAGCAAAGCAACAAGAGGAGACGGUCUUGGAGCUCCAGGCGCUGGGGUCUCUCCGAGUGCCAGGGGGAGCCGUACACCGGCAGCGGACCACACCGCCAGAGCGUCUGCUCCACCGGGGCUCGGUCUGGCUCCCAGGCCAGCAUCACCCCAUGGGUCGAGGGCAACUAUAACUACUACAUCGAGGAGGAUGAGGACGCGGGGGAGGAGUGGAAGGACGAGGACCCUGCUGAGGAGGACAAGCUGCGGGAGGAGGUCACUGCUCUCCAACACGGUGAGGGCGCCGACACACCAGCCCAGUUGUCCACGCUCAACGUGAACGUGGGCGGCCACAGCUACCAACUGGACUACUGCGACGUGGCCGGCUACCCCAAGACGCGCCUGGGCCGCCUGGCCACCUCCACGAGCCGCAGCCGACAGCUGGGCCUAUGCGACGACUACGAGGCCGGGCCCGACGAGUACUUCUUCGACCGCGACCCGGCCGUGUUCCAGCUCAUCUACAACUUCUACACGUCCGGGGUGCUGCUGGUGUGCGACGAGCUGUGCCCGCGCAGCUUCCUGGAGGAGCUGGGCUACUGGGGCGUGCGGCUCAAGUACACGCCCCGCUGCUGCCGCAUCUGCUUCGAGGAGCGGCGCGACGAGCUCAGCGAGCAGCUCAAGAUCCAGCGGGAGCUGCGCGCGCAGGCGCAGGCCGAGGAGGCCGAGGAGCUCUUCCGCGACAUGCGCUUCUACGGGCCGCAGCGCCAGCGCCUCUGGAACCUCAUGGAGAAGCCCUUCUCCUCGGUGGCCGCCAAGGCCAUGGGCGUGGCCUCCAACCUGUUCGUGCUCAUUUCUGUCGUGGCGCUGGCGCUCAACACGGUGGAGGAGAUGCAGCAGCAGGCCGAGCAGGGCGCGGGCGGCGGCGACCCGCGGUCCCUCCUGGAGCACGUGGAGACGCUGUGCGUGGCCUUCUUCACGCUGGAGUUCCUGCUGCGCCUCGUCUCCACGCCCGACCUGCGGCGCUUCGCUCGCAGCGCCCUCAACCUGGUGGACCUGGUGGCCAUCCUGCCGCUCUACCUGCAGCUGCUGCUCGAGUGCUUCACGAGCGAGGAGCAGCGGCAAGGCAAGGGCUCGGCGCGCGAACACGACCUGGAGACCGUGGGCCGCGUGGGCAAGGUGGGCCAGGUGCUGCGCGUCAUGCGCCUCAUGCGCAUCUUCCGCAUCCUCAAGCUGGCGCGCCACUCCACGGGGCUGCGCGCCUUCGGCUUCACGCUGUGCCAGUGCUACCAGCAGGUGGGCUGCCUGAUGCUCUUCAUCACCAUGGGCAUCUUCGCCUUCUCUGCUGCUGUCUACUCCGUGGAGCACGACAUGCCCGGCACCAACUUCACCAGCAUUCUGCACGCCUGGUGGUGGGCGGCCGUGAGCAUCUCCACGGUGGGCUAUGGAGACAUGUACCCAGAAACACAUCUCGGCAGGCUUUUUGCCUUCCUCUGCAUUGCUUUUGGCAUUAUUCUCAAUGGGAUGCCAAUCUCCAUCCUCUACAACAAGUUCUCUGAUUACUACAGCAAACUCAAAGCUUAUGAGUACACAGCCAUACGCAGAGAGAGGGGAAAGGUGAAGUUCAUGCAGAGAGCCAGAAAGAAGAUGGUGGAGUGCUUGGCCGGAAGCACUACACAGCCCACCCAAAGGCAAGAGAACUAA
Messenger RNA from Octodon degus (degu), 1683 nucleotides. It is a transcript of the gene Kcnv2, whose product is annotated as potassium voltage-gated channel modifier subfamily V member 2. Lineage: Eukaryota; Metazoa; Chordata; Mammalia; Rodentia; Octodontidae. The record is from RefSeq and is a predicted model, not a curated record. Bases 1 to 1683 code for a protein of 560 amino acids. Gene Ontology annotation, molecular function: voltage-gated potassium channel activity. The transcript is spliced from 2 exons. Gene Ontology annotation, biological process: protein homooligomerization; potassium ion transmembrane transport. Gene Ontology annotation, cellular component: voltage-gated potassium channel complex; membrane.